Messenger RNA from Annulohypoxylon truncatum, 1343 nucleotides. RefSeq names its product glycoside hydrolase family 17 protein. Lineage: Eukaryota; Fungi; Ascomycota; Sordariomycetes; Xylariales; Hypoxylaceae. Gene Ontology annotation, molecular function: 1,3-beta-glucanosyltransferase activity; glucan endo-1,3-beta-D-glucosidase activity. The record is from RefSeq and is a predicted model, not a curated record. The coding region runs from base 100 to 1014 and encodes 304 amino acids. The transcript is spliced from 2 exons. Gene Ontology annotation, cellular component: extracellular region; cell surface; fungal-type cell wall. Gene Ontology annotation, biological process: cell wall organization; carbohydrate metabolic process.
UUUUGCGGAACGUGCAUACGAUAGAAGAGAUACCCCCGAAGAAACUACGCGUCUGAAGGAUAAAUAGUACGGGAUUAAUUUUUCGAAAAAAGAAACACGAUGCGCUUCACCACCAUCCUCUCGGCUGCUGUGGCCACUGGCCCUAUCGUGGCUUCGGCCGCUGGACAGCUAGGCUUCGCGCUCGGCAACAAGAAGGCGGACGGGACGUGCAAGGCGACUAGCGACUACACGGCUGAUUUCGCCGCUCUUUCCAAGGAGACUGGUACCAAGGUCGUUCGCAUCUACGCCGCUUCCGACUGCGACGUCGCGAAGCUGAUCUUGCCUGCUGCUAAGACGGCCGGCUUCCAGGUUAUCCUGGGUAUCUGGCCCGACACCGACGAGUCCUUCCAAGCGGACAAGGCCGCCGUCGUCGCCAACGCGCCCAAGUACAAGGACCAAGUGUACGGCAUCACCGUCGGCUCCGAGUCGCUGUACCGCGGCAACUUCACGGGGCCGGAGCUGCUGGAGAAGAUCCAAGACGUCAAGUCGGCCACGGGCGGCGCCUUCAAGAUCGGCACGGCGGACUCGUGGAACAAGUACGCGGACGGGACGGCGGACGCGAUCGUCAGCUCGGGCGACGCGGACAUCCUGCUGACGAACGCGUUCUCGUACUGGCAAGGCCAAGUCCUGAGCAACGCCACCGGCUCCUUCUACGACGACAUCUUCCAGGCCUUCGGCCACAUCCAGGAGAAGGCCGGCGGCACCGACAAGAUCGAGCUCUGGGUCGGCGAGACCGGGUGGCCGACGGGCGGCGACAAGUACCAGAACGCGCAGCCGGGCACCAAGCAGGCUUCUACUUUUUAUAGCCAGGCCGUCUGCGGCAUGGUCGAUUGGGGCUUCAACGUCUUCUUCUUCGAGGCCUUCGACGAGAGCUGGAAGCCCAAGGCCGUCGGCGAGGACGGGUCUGUUGCUGAUGAGACUUCGUGGGGCGCUAUGACGGCCGAUCGUACGGCUAAGUACUCGCUUAAGUGCUAGGUUAGUUAAACUUGGUGAAUUCGGUUGUUUCUUCCUGCCUGCCGGGGCUGGAUGGGUUGAGGUCUUGGGUGUGCGUGUGCGUGGUGGAGGGAUGGAAGAGGAAGGAGAAAGGAGAGAGGAGGAAAGGAGGAAAGGAGGAAAGGGGGGGUGGACGUCUUGGAAUAGGCGCUGCGCUGCAAUGUUUUCUGUCGGUUAUAAUUUAUAUCCUGUCAUAUACCACCAAUUACGUACGUCGUAGGAGGGAGAUAGUGGACGUGAUACCAUACAAAGUUGCUCUAUAAAUAUGCUCUUAUACAGUGUUAUGUUCUGAUGCUAAAGUGUUACGAGUU